Molecule: messenger RNA, 2610 nt
Organism: Aspergillus ibericus CBS 121593
Lineage: Eukaryota; Fungi; Ascomycota; Eurotiomycetes; Eurotiales; Aspergillaceae
Product: putative C6 finger domain protein
Exons: 3
Coding region: 80-2311 (743 amino acids)
Biological process (GO): regulation of DNA-templated transcription
Molecular function (GO): zinc ion binding; DNA-binding transcription factor activity, RNA polymerase II-specific
Source: RefSeq, a predicted model, not a curated record
AACUUGUCGUUAUUAGAAGUCAUCCUUGAAGUACACCCACUUCAUUGCAUCAACCGCAGUCAAGUCCAAUACAAUCGAGAUGGCCGAAACGAUAGAGCCGACGAACACGUCGGGGGAACCGCCCAACCCGGCUCCUGAGGCGACCGAUAUACCCUCGGCCGAUACUACGCAGACUGCCGACAACUCACUUCCACCGAUAGACACGUCUCUGCCUCCGAUCGAUGCCACGAUGCCGGCUAUGGACGACCACUUGCCUAGUCUAGACCACGCGCUUCCCCCGAUAGACACGACGAUACCGUCGUUACCGCCCAUUGACACUUCGCUGCCACCGCUGGACACUACCUUGCCGGCUACGGACACGAAUCUAGCGGGGGACCCCGAUUUUUCCUUUGACACCAAGUCGUUAAACAACGACGGCCAUGUGUCCGAGGCUACGAAUUCGGCGCCCGGGACUAGCUACGACUUUACCGAACCGUCCGGCCAGUCUUCAACUCCGGCUCCUACGUACCAAUCUCCCGCGAAUGGCACCCAGCUUCAGCCGGCGCAGCAACAGUCGCAGACGCCACAGGGCCAGCCUCAACAGCCACAGCCGCAGUAUCAUCAACAAUAUGGGCAGCCAGCGCAGCACUCGCCCUCUCAGCAUGCUCCACAGCAGCACCAGCAACAUGCGCAGGGACAGCCCCAGCAACAAUACCAGCAGCACCAGAGUCCUGAUAUGUACAGCCAUCAGGGGCAUUCGACAUCGAUGAACAACCCUUCGAUGCAGACGAUGGAUCCCCACUCCGUCCCAGGACAGUCCUCGCAGAUCCCCCAGGCUCCCAUCGGCUCGCCGAUGCCAUCCAACAUGCCCCCGAUGGCAUCAGUGGGCCAGUACAUGACGGGAUACCCGACCAAUGUCGGACAGAUGGGGAUGGGCACGAAUGCGCAGAUGCGCUACCAGUUACCAGGAGACCCGAACAAGCUGCUGUCGGGGGGGAGGCAUAAAAAAGAGGUGAAGCGGCGGACGAAGACGGGGUGUCUCACAUGUCGCAAGCGACGGAUCAAGUGUGACGAAGGGCAUCCCGUUUGCCGUAACUGUGUGAAGAGCAAGCGUGAAUGCUUGGGCUACGAUCCGGUGUUUAAACAACAGCCUACGCCCUCGGCCAUCCAGCCGGCUCCCAACCCUCAUCCGUCCUUGGUGGUCAAUCCUCAGGAUCCAUCGACGUCCUAUCCCGCCGCCCCUCCGGGUUACAUGCCAGCAGCUUCCCAACCCUUUGCUCCGUCCGAGUCGCCCGCCCCGCCAAGUGAACAAUACAAUUACGGCACCGCCAUUGAUCCGUCGCUGGACGUGAAUAACUCGUCGAACAUGGCUAGCAUCCAGCAUGCUGUGGAGGGGGGCUUGCAGCCGACGGUCAAUCCGGCCAUGACCAACACCAGCGGCACCCCGUCGGAGCCGACCAACAUCAGACUCAAACAAGUCCAGAUCAGCGAUCUCCUUGCGCUCCGCGGCAUUCCUCCCCCACCUCCUCACCCGAUCACCUCCCUCCCCCCCAAUCGUCUGGAAGAAAUCCAAGCUGUCUUUCUGGCGACAUACGCCCCCGCCAUUGACAAGUUCUUCGAGACUCGCUGGUUCCAGGAGAAGGCGCUGUCACAUCUUCUGGCGAAUGCACAACUCAUGGCCGAAUACUCCGCGCUGAUCGAUGCGUUCAACGACCCCAACCUGGCUGAUCCGAAUGUGCUUGCCCGGCUGGAGAGCUUCGAAGCGUCGGUUGUCUGGAGCUCCAUGACCCUGUGCCGCCAUGUGAUGAACGUGUCCUCGAGGGCCCAGCCGGAAUAUGACCUCCUGGCUGCUGCCAAGCGGUUGGAUGUCAUCGAGGCGAUGAUCACUGGGGAAUAUCUGGACGCGAACCCCCUGGGCCAGUUCCCGGCCCGGGAGCCCGCCGCCAACCCUCCCUCGCUGCCCGACCAGCUCAUGCAGCGGUCUUUGGAUUUCUGGACCGCGAUCGGGCACUUCCUGACGCUCCAUGACAACGAAGCCAGCUCUGCCAAGGAGAUUGACGACACGCUGGCGCGAUGCCGCACGUUGCUGGAUACCUUUGAGAACCGGGAUGUGAUAUACUCGAUUGCGAUUGCGCGCCAUCUGGGCCAGCGGUGGGCGGACUUUCCCCGCAGCUUCCCGCAACCGAUCCCGACGAACGAAAAGGACGCGGGGGCGAAGCUCUAUGUGGCGCAGAAGUUCCUGGAGCAGGAGGCGGGCGGGAAGGGCACGACGCAGGUGAUCAAGCGCCUCUGCGGGAUGGUGGUCCGGUCCUGGAUUGUGUCGCGGGAGUAAACCCGCGGGGCAACACUGACGAUACACUUUCGACCUGUAAUAUGAAAAGCGAUUGGCGACUACCGUUUGACGAUGUUUAACUAGACCUAUUUUCUUUGCUCUUGCUCAUUUGUUAGCUUUACCUGUUAUCCUUGUGGCCCGACGGCUUGGUUAGUCUGGGUCCAUCAGUCGGGGAACGGGGAAGACGUCGCAUCACGACUCCGGAGUUGAUUGCUCAGGUUUGUCUGCAGCUGGAUGGCAGUUCACGGCGUUACGGCUGCAUCGUUCGAAAAGGUGGUGAUUCUGUUCCUUGCCUAAUU